AUGCACUAUCUACAUGAGGACUCUCAAAUUGGAAUCAUCCAUCGUGAUAUGAAAUCAAGCAGUAUAUUGUUGGAUAGUGAAAUGAACCCCAAGAUUUCCGAUUUUGGCAUGGCAAGGAUUUUCGGGAUCGACCAAACACUAGCAAUCACUGAAAGAAUUGGUGGGACUUAUGGCUACAUGUCACCUGAGUAUGCAAUGAAUGGGCAAUUCUCAGUGAAGUCUGAUAUCUAUAGUUUUGGUGUCCUACUUCUAGAGCUCAUUAUUGAUAAGAAGAAUAGUUUUUUCAACCAGGUUGACAAAGGCGAAGGCCUGGAAAAACUGGAGAGACGGUAUGCCUUGUUGGUGUUAGAUCCCGCCAUUGGAGAGACGUAUUCAGUGGCCGAAGUUUCUAGAUGCCUCAAAAUUGGUUUGCUAUGUGCUCAGGAAGAUCCAAAUCGUAGACCCACAAUGGCGGACAUAGUCCAUGAGUUGAACAGCCACUCCAUUACUCUUGAAUUGCCCCAACAACCGGCUUUCUGCUCCGGCAGGACUGGGAGACUGGAAUCGGACAAAUCCACCGGGAGGUCUAUCAUUGGGGCUGAAUUUCGGUGA
Eucalyptus grandis is the source of this 591-nucleotide messenger RNA. Its product is annotated as putative cysteine-rich receptor-like protein kinase 35. The transcript has 3 exons. Gene Ontology annotation, biological process: protein phosphorylation. NCBI's taxonomy places the organism in Eukaryota, Viridiplantae, Streptophyta, Magnoliopsida, Myrtales, Myrtaceae. The record is from RefSeq and is a predicted model, not a curated record. The coding region runs from base 1 to 591 and encodes 196 amino acids. Gene Ontology annotation, molecular function: ATP binding; protein kinase activity.